Molecule: messenger RNA, 3839 nt
Organism: Eriocheir sinensis (Chinese mitten crab)
Lineage: Eukaryota; Metazoa; Arthropoda; Malacostraca; Decapoda; Varunidae
Product: protein FAM117B-like
Exons: 8
Coding region: 220-1911 (563 amino acids)
Biological process (GO): actin cytoskeleton organization
Cellular component (GO): plasma membrane
Source: RefSeq, a predicted model, not a curated record
GGCAGUGACGAGACAUAGCUUGUGGCGGGUGGGUGUUACUGUGCCUCGUCCUCCUCCUCCUCAGGGUACACUUAAUUAAUCUGCGCCAGCCCCACGAGGAGGUCCUGCACACUCCCCAGGGGCGGCCACGCGACUCCUACACCCGGGGACUAGUUCAGCGCCCCCUGGAUAACAGCUUCACCCCGCGGCGGCGCCCACACCCCACAAGAUUGCCUGACGAUGCUUGUGGAGACCUCUGGAGGCGGAGGUGGCGGCGGCGGCGGGGGCAGUGACAGAGGCGGCGGCGGCGGCGACAGGGGCGGAGGAGGCUUGGGCGGGGAGGGGAAAGGAACGAAUGGUGUGAGUGUCGGCGGGGGCAAGGUUGGCGGCGGCGGCGGCGGCGGCAACGGCGGCGGGGGGCUGAAGACAAGCAACGGAAGCAAGACGAGCAUGGGCGUGACGGGCAAGAGUGGCGGCGGCGGCGGCGGCCUGAUGGGGGGCGGCCGCAAGUCCCCCCUGGCGGCCAUAGCGGCGGCGGCGGCCUCCUCGUGCUCUCCGCCGCAGCCCGCCACGCCCGCCAAGAGCAGCCUCGAGAACCAGCUCAUGUACACGCCGCCUCACGUCCUCAUCCGCUCCAUCUCGUCCCUCUCACAGCACUCCCUCAGGCCCGUCACCCCGGAGAGCGACCAGGAGGACGGGCUGGUGUCGGUGCCGGCGCUGCGCAAGGGUGUACUGCUGCAGGCCCGGGACCGCCUCUUCUCCCGCUGGAAGGAGCGCUACUUCGUGCUGACGCGGGACUACCUGGCGUGCUUCAGGCGCGGCUCCACAAAGUACUCCGAGAUGGGGUCCUUCAUAUUCAAGGUGAACUUGGCUUGUGUGGAGUGCGUGGAGUGGCAGGACCGGCGCGGCGGCCCGGCCCUGGCGCUGUCGCUGCCCCGGGAAGGCCGCGUGCUGCUGCGGGCCAAGUCUGGGCUCGACCAAUGGUACCGCCUGCUGCUCGAGGCCACCAACGCCUCCAGACACCGGCGCAACGUCCUCCGCCGCGGCACCUCCACCACGCACCUCAAUCACACCAACAACAACCUCGACACCACGCCACCGCCCAAGUCAAGUGGCAUCCAGUACAGCCUGAGUGGCUCCACCCCAGAGAUUGCGCGCCUCUGUGACACCGUCUGCGAGGACUCCCCUGGAGGCACCAACUCCCGCCUCCUCACCAGGCACCACAGAUUCUCCCUGUUGGCUGACCCUGACCUUGGCUCCUGCGACACAGAUGUGGCCACUCCGCCCUCCUCCGUCACCUCCUCCAACAAGUUCAGCACCUCCACGUCAGCUUCUAACACCUCAGGUUCUGGGGGCUCCUCCUCUCUAGCCUCCUCCCCCUCCUUGCGUGGCUCCUGUGCCUGGCCUCGGCCAUCCUCACCAGUGCGGCCACUGCUCGGCGACGCACCACGCUCCAGACUCUCUUUGUACGAGGGUGUCCGGGAGAUGCCAACCUCUGCCAAGACUCGCCACUCCAUGUGUCUUGAGUCCCAGGAGCAGACUCAAGAUGCCACCAGAAAGCAGAAGAACAGGCACUCUAUUUGCAUUGAGCCUCGGGACCUGGCGCGUACUCGAGCCUCUCUUUGCAUGGAGCCUCGCAACCCCCUGUUGGAGCUGAUGGAGAGUGUGGAGGCCAUCCCUUCACUCAUCCCCCAUGACGCUGUGCCAAUGUCCUCCUCAGCCAGAACCUCUCCUUCCAAGAGUGAAGGUGACCGAUCUUCCAACGAGGUGCCAGUGACACGGUGUGAGGUGGACACCAGUCCCUGUCCUGGGGCUGCCCCACCCCGCCCUCGUGCUCACUCCACCUCCCUUACCCCAGAGCGUUCCUUGGGGCCACGCUCUCGAUCUAAUUUGGGUUUCUUCAGACACUCUGGUCUCUUCAACAACCAUUGAGGAGAAGGUAACUUAUUGCUAUAACUAAGUAGUAUUGUUUUCACAUCACACAGCAACUGCCUAUGAUGCCCUCCUGCCCCUGCUGGCCUGCAGCGGUGGCAGCACUGCGCCUGCUGUUGGUGUUGGUGCUUUCCGGGAGGCAGCUUGAGUGAGGCUUUACCACUGAUACAUUACACUGUCAUGAUGCAGCUGUAUCAGGUGGAGUUAAUUUUAAGAUUGACAUUUGUCUUCAUGGCAAUACAAGUGAGGUGCUCAGGACCAUAACCUGCAGGAGCUAUGAUUUAGAUAUGAGUCAUAUAGAAAACAUGGUCAUGGUGUUCUUCAGACUUUACUCCUUCCAUUGAGCAAGUCAUGAAGUUGGUUGGGGGCCGUUUGUGUGUGUGUGUGUGUGUGUGUGUGUGUGUGUGUGUGUGUGUGUUUCUGGAAAAGUGUCAUAUAUUAAGCUGAUAUAUAUGUACGAUUCUUUUUUUACCAUCACUAUUGACUGGAGGUUAUGGUCAAGAAUGUCUCAGACCCUCACGGUAUAAUGUAAAUGUUUUGAUUACUUUCCUGUGUGUGGAAUGUAACAGCUGAGGUCAGCUAUUUCCAUUGUUUGUUUGUCAGACAUGUUCUCAUGUCAUGCCACUGAGCCAUUGUUUGUUAGUCAGACAUGUUCUCAUGUCAUGCCACUGAGCCAUUGUUUGUUUGUCAGACAUGUUCUCAUGUCAUGCCACUGAGCCAUUGUUUGUUUGUCAGACAUGUUCUCAUGUCAUGCCACUGAGCCAUUGUUUGUUAGUCAGACAUGUUCUCAUGUCAUGCCACUGAGAGAGGUUUUCCUUGUAAUUACUUUCAAACUUUCAGAACAUAAGUGUUUAUGUUCAAGAAGGUCAUUGGUUAGGCUGAUCUGGGGUCACCAUAUGCCCUUCCAUGGCUGUGGCUUCCUCACUCUCUGUAGCAACCCACAACUCUGCUGGGUACCUUGACUACAACCUGUUUCCCAGACCAUUUCCAGUAAGAUUUUGAAGAUUGUUUUGUUUCACAGUAAAAGGCCAAGAUGUAUGUGAACCUUUAAUUCAGUGUUAGAGUAGUUUUGAGAAGCUAAGAAUUGUGUAAGAUUUAUCAAUAAUUUUGUGUAUAUAGCAGAUUUGCAUACUAAGAAUAGACCGGUUACAUAGGUGAUAUAACUAUAACUAUAUUGUUUUUACUGAAGAAACUGCUUGAACUAAUGAUGUAAGUUGUUUAUGAUGUAAUGAGUAACAUUUGCCUUAUAUAACUAGUCAUGGAGAGGGUGUGGGUGAGGCGUUUCUGUGUGGAGGCAGCCAAGGCUUCCUCCAGUAACUGGCAUGUUACAUUAAGCUUUCAGCAGCUCAUAUUUAUAAUUUUUAUUUGCAUUUGAAAUAUUUAGAAUACUAACUAUAUCCCUAUUGCAUUGUAUGUGUUUUAAGAUUUUUCAUCUUGGUUAUCUUUCUAAUAAAAACAAGACAUUUGCAAUAGAAUAGUGAUUGAAAAGUUAUGUGGUGAAAGUGAAGGUUGUCAAGAGUGGAUUUACUAUGGCAAACAUUUCUCACUAAUUAACAAUAGUGACUUUUUUUUAUCUGUGCUUUAUUUUACAGAAAUGUUCACUGACACAAAAUAGUACAAUAAUAUACCACUUCUGUAGUGUCAUGAAACUAUGUAAAUUAUUGGAGCAGUGUAUGUAUUGAUUGAGUUUGUGUGAAGUGCAUCACUACAGUCUAACCUCCAGGAAAUGCAGUUCUUUAGACCACUUGUCUUGGUCAUGGCCAACCCUUUCCUGUGUUUCCCAUGGAGCAGCCAACACCUCCAGGGACUGAGCACACACCUCCCAAAACCAAAACACUUCCUCAGGUACAAGUCAUGGGUUAUGGCAGAGAAUCACGUGCGUGCGCCACAAAUAAAACAUUGUCAGCAAUAAACAGUCCACUUGGCAA